GUUCAAGCAGAAGCUUCAGGCUAAUAAUGUAAUUACACAUUUUAGAUUCUGUAACGUCUGUCAGUCACUUCACUUCUCUCACAAACUGGAACUGAACUCAGAAGGAGAGAGCUUUCAUCCAAAACCUAGUAAAUGGCUCUGGCUUCACCUUUCUUCUGACCGUGACUGGCUUUUUCUUCUCUGCGGUUAGAUUCAAGUCUGUUCCUCAAUUUAGGACGAUUACAUCCGUUUCAAAGCUACACCUUCAAGUCGAUGUCAAUUCUCUUGAUUGCAUGAAGCAUGAACACUCUGUUUCACUUCUCCACACAUGGACAUUAUUAUGGCGGAGAAGCCCUAUAAACUUGGUGACCAGAAUACUAGUGAUAUUGUUGUACAGUUGAGAAAUUAUGAAGGAAGACCUGAAAGGUUCUACUCUCACUCAUUCAUUCUUAUAAAUAAGAGCAAAUUCUUUGCUGAUAAGCUGUCCUGUCUGGACUCUGGCGCAUCUAUUGAAAUUCAGUGCUCAAAGUCCAAUUAUGAUUAUCAUGUUAAACUUUUAAGAUUGCUGUAUCUCCCUAUUGAGGCAUUUUGGGAUUCUUUGGAUACUGUCAAAUCUGCCAUUGGUAUUCUUCAGGUAGCUGUUGGUUUUGGUUGUGAAGAGAUCGCAAAGGCCUGUGUUCAGUACCUGGAAGCCAUUCCUUGGGAGGACAAGGAAGAGGAGGAAAUUCUAAAAACAGUUUCAAAGCUGGGACCAAUAGCCAUGCCUAUAUUAGCCAGGAUCCAACCUGUAGAUGCAAGGGCUACAAAGAAUGUUCUUGUUUCAGCAAUUCGUUUUGCCACUUCCAUUGGUGGAUCAUGUCCGCCAUUUGAUGACAAUCUUAGAACAUCUGCUCAAGAACAAGUCGAAUACAUGCUAGCAGCAGAUGCUGACACCCCAUUAAUUACAUCUGAUGAUGAGGUAAAAUCAGUAGUGAAAAUGGGUCUUUCUAAAAUUUGUUCUUCAUUUGAAAAGGAAUUGUCUUCCCUGCUUUUGGAGUCUGAUCUCACAUCCGAGACAGCCGAGGAUAAAAUAAGGCAGUGUCUUUUGGAUAUUGAAUGGAUGUCCAACAUACUUCCGAAGAUGGAUUUGAUGAAGGAAUUUGUUACAAAUUGGACUGAAAUCUCUGAUAAAAUAUUGGGGGUUAUUGAAGACAAGAAACUUGAUUCUUCCAUGUGGGCAUUGAAAUUAAAGGUAAUAGAAUUGACGGGAAAAGUCUUGGAUGCAGUUGGUUAUGGUAGUGUGAUACUCCCAGCACCAUGCCGAGUAAAACUGCUAAAGACAUGGCUACCUUAUAUAAGAAAAAUGAAGCCCCUUCUGGAAUUGAAGAGUAGCAAGGAGGUAGAGUUCCCUCACAAGAUGGACGAAGACCUCUGCGGGAACAUAGAGGAAGCAAUCGUCCAGCUAGUACUGGCAUUACCAUCAAACGAUCAAGCUGAAAUACUAACAGACUGGAUGAAAACUGAGCAGGUAAAGUAUCCGGACUUGAGCGAAGCCUUUGAAGUGUGGUGUUUUAGAACCAAGUCAGCCAAGAGAAGAUUGCUAGAAGGAGGAUUGGAUAGAGUUGGCAAUGCCACCCUUAGCCUUUGAGUUGUAAAAUUAAAUUUUCUCAUCUCCACUUUGUUUCCAAGAAGUUGAACAGAUACAACUUCCGAAUAUGAUUCAGUGCAAGAAUCAAUCACCAGUAGUCCUUCACUUGAGCAAGAACAAUAUAAUCACAUGUUUCAUAUUCAUGAAAUAAAAUUAACAUUAAGAAAGGU
Mangifera indica (mango) is the source of this 1776-nucleotide messenger RNA. Its product is annotated as BTB/POZ domain-containing protein At3g05675. Gene Ontology annotation, molecular function: protein binding. NCBI's taxonomy places the organism in Eukaryota, Viridiplantae, Streptophyta, Magnoliopsida, Sapindales, Anacardiaceae. The coding region runs from base 308 to 1606 and encodes 432 amino acids. The record is from RefSeq and is a predicted model, not a curated record. The transcript has 2 exons.